AUGACUCUCCCUCUUUAUCACCAUCGCUACCGUCAUGUCUCUGGCAAGCAAUUCCUGUCCUUCGCCAGGAAAUCUUUGCUGCAAGCCGUUGCUACCAUCGCCCAACGUCAUAAGCGCAGAUUCGACGCUAGUCUCGUCCGCCUCACUGGCGCACUUUGGAAAUACACUGUAGGGCCUGUUGUACUCACCAAGGAGUUUUCGCAAGGAAACACGAAGUGGAACGCUUUGUUCCGGCCACCUGAGUCCCGGACGGCGGGACUGAGACUUGUGCGUGGCGAGGAUGGACAGUUGGCUGGCAGAGGCGACAGCGCUCUUGUGAACUCUGGGGCAGUGUAUCCGUCAUUGGUAUUCUAUCAAGCCGAAGCGCGACAAGUACUUCGUGCUCUCGUGGUGGGAAAAGAGGCGCAAGAUGCAAUGGAGGAGGACACGCAAGAGUUAGCUGACGGUCCUGCACGUUUCUCUCACCUCGACUCGUUCUUCGGCAAGGGCGAGCCCGACGAGCAGACAAAGCGCUACAUCGACCUCAUGAUCAAGCUCUUCUCCCACGAACACAUCGCAUCCUCACCCGCUUCAACCUCCACAUCAUGCCUCCACAUCAUCCUCGACCUGCCCCUCUUGCUGGACAACCCCGGCAGGGACUACGCGGCCCAAUGGACCGAGACUGAGAGAACGAGGGCGACUACACGGGGAAGCACACGCGCGCGAUGA
Messenger RNA from Phanerochaete carnosa HHB-10118-sp, 708 nucleotides. RefSeq lists its product as uncharacterized. The record is from RefSeq and is a predicted model, not a curated record. The transcript is spliced from 3 exons. Lineage: Eukaryota; Fungi; Basidiomycota; Agaricomycetes; Polyporales; Phanerochaetaceae. Bases 1 to 708 code for a protein of 235 amino acids.